This is a messenger RNA of Anopheles funestus (African malaria mosquito), 1747 nucleotides long. Its product is annotated as dead end protein 1-like. The record is from RefSeq and is a predicted model, not a curated record. Lineage: Eukaryota; Metazoa; Arthropoda; Insecta; Diptera; Culicidae. The coding region runs from base 951 to 1529 and encodes 192 amino acids. The transcript is spliced from 2 exons. Gene Ontology annotation, molecular function: mRNA binding. Gene Ontology annotation, cellular component: nucleus.
CCUACUGCUACUACUGCUGCUAGUAUUACUUCUACGCACAACCCGACAACCCACCGGUCACUGGAGACAAUGUAAUUGAAACAGUAAAUUAUCGGAAAGAGCCACACUGCAACGGUGUCGCGUGUCAGAGGUGAAACCAUGGCCAAAAAGGGGGGCGGCAAAAUGUUCAUGGCGUUGUUCAACGUCACAAUUGUGAUAAAACACUUAAUAUGUAAAGCUUCCGUAUAUUGGCCGGAUCAACACUUACAUCACCGUAGCGGGUAGGAACGGUUUUGCAGAAAGCAUGUUAAAUAUUAUUUAGCAGUAAUUUUCGAUUUCUUCACGGAUAUAAUUAUAUCUAUUUUUGUUCCUCAAUGGGGAAAAGAUGAACGGAAGAUAAAUUGAUUCGUUUUCUUUAUUACACGCGAAGGUCCUGCUACAGGAAUGGAAUUUUUUGCAAGAUAAAAAAAAGGAAAAAUUAACCUCUCACCAGAACUUUCGUGACGUCAGCGUACACGUGAAAUUAUUCCACAACGCUCCUUUCAAAUAUUUUUGCGCCACACAAGUUUACUCUUUCGCACCACAUUCUGACACAAGUUUACUCUUUCUCUCUUAAGCGAUUACAUGAUCUCCCUUCUCUUUUUAUGCUCUCGUUAGUAACUGGAGAUCGAUGUGUGUGUGGAGCAUGAAGCUUGAGUAGCGUACGCAUACCAAAAAUGUUUCCCACGUGGGUACGCAAUUAUCGCUGUGUGCGUGAUGCGCAAUACAUCCUGUAAUACGCACACAUUGACAUAGCGCACGCAAGAUCCACGUGCUGUCAGCAUAACUUGGAAGGAAUCUGAGCAGUUCGCAUCGUCUCGUUACACGGACGUUUUUCGUGAAGAAAAAACCCGCUUAAACGAUACGGGAAUAAUAUUUAUUGUGCGUUAUCGAAUUAAAGUGUAGUGCACCUUAUAAUAUAGACUGCAACAAUGCCUAUUAACUGGCUAAAUCAAGAGUUUCUAGUGCACUACAUUAACGGGCAGUGCAUCAUUCGGCUCAGCAGCAACAUGCAAGAAACGCAACGAGCGGUGGAAAUCUUUGUCAGGGGAAUACCAAAAAAUUUUGGACCGAACGAGUUGGUUCCGGUAUUUUCGGGCGCUGGCCUAAUCCGUUCCAUUCGCCUGCUGAUGGAUUUUAGACAACGCAACCGAGGCUUCGCGUACGUGAGCUACGUUAAUCCGAAGAAUGUUCCGCGCGCUUUAACAUUGUACAACGGGAUGAGUAUUGCAGUGAACCAUAAGUUAGCACUGUUCCGAUGCCGAGAAGCACGCACUCUGUACAUUUACAGAAUAUCGGACGUUUUCACGGGCUAUACGCUAUCGCAAACGAUAAAGCAUAUAGUUUAUGUGCAGAACUUUGAAUCUCAAGUAUUUCACAAUGGACGUUACCUAGUAGGAAUGUUGACGUUUACAUCGCAUCGUGAUUAUCUGCAGGCAUAUAUUAAAAUUAAACGUAUGCGACAUGUUUUCGGAUCAUCCUGUUGGCUUAUGCCAAUGGCACGCCAAUGAAACACCGAUACUGCUGGAUAAAUUAAUUCUAAUAUUUAUCCAAGCACAUUCAGUUAGUUUUCUUAUUUUUAUAUAAUUUUCACCUGUUGAUACUUCAGAUCAUUUUUAAAUCUUCAUUUUUGAGACUAAUCAACUGUCUUAGUUUUGUCUUUUCAAACAUAUUUUUAUAUUUAUCGCAAGACAAUAUUGUCUUACAUGUUUAAUUUUGCAAUAAUUAA